This is a messenger RNA of Endocarpon pusillum Z07020, 1620 nucleotides long. RefSeq names its product Inositol-3-phosphate synthase. NCBI's taxonomy places the organism in Eukaryota, Fungi, Ascomycota, Eurotiomycetes, Verrucariales, Verrucariaceae. Gene Ontology annotation, molecular function: inositol-3-phosphate synthase activity. The transcript is spliced from 3 exons. Gene Ontology annotation, biological process: phospholipid biosynthetic process; inositol biosynthetic process. Bases 1 to 1620 code for a protein of 539 amino acids. The record is from RefSeq and is a predicted model, not a curated record. Gene Ontology annotation, cellular component: cytoplasm.
AUGGCACCUCACGCAGAGACAGCAGACCGUGCUGUAGAUGGGUGGUAUGCGAGUAACUCCAAAGCUACACCAGACCCUCUCUACACAGUGGAUUCGCCCAACGUUGUCUACACCGACUCGACCAUCAAAACAAAGUAUACGUACCGUACUACCUCUGUCACUAAAUCGGCCAAUGGACCUUAUGUUGCUUCUCCAAAGGAGACAGUCUAUGAUUUCCAGGUCGAUCGUGCUGUUGGGAGAGUUGGCAUGAUGCUUGUUGGCUGGGGAGGCAACAAUGGCUCCACUGUCACUGCCGGCAUCAUCGCUAAUCGUCGUGGCCUUCUCUGGGACACUCGCGAGGGCAAACAGGCUGCCAAUUACUACGGCUCGGUGGUCAUGGCGUCUACCAUGAGACUGGGAAUCGACUCGGCCACUGGGAACGAGGUCAAUCUUCCCAUUCACGAUAUGCUUCCAAUGGUUCACCCGAACGACCUCGUCAUCGGUGGCUGGGAUAUCAACAGUAUGCCUCUGGAUAAAGCCAUGGAUAGAGCACAGGUUCUCGAGCCUACCUUGAAGGAACUUGUCCGAGCAGAGAUGGCGCUGAUGAAGCCACUUCCGAGUAUCUACUAUCCGGAUUUCAUUGCCGCUAACCAGGAAGACCGUGCAGACAAUGUCUUGGACGGAGCCAGAGCUUGUUCUGCUCAUGUUGAGAAGAUCCGCCAGGACAUCCGUGACUUCAAGACCAAGCAUGAACUAAACAAGGUCAUUGUGCUCUGGACAGCAAAUACAGAACGCUUUGCUGACAUUAUUCCUGGUGUCAAUGAUACGGCUGAUAACUUGUUGAAGACCAUCAAGACUGGACACGAAGAGGUCUCUCCGUCAACAGUUUUCUCGGUGGCUUGUAUCCUUGAAAAUGCUCCAUUUAUCAACGGCUCACCACAGAACACGUUUGUCCCGGGAGUGAUCGAGCUUGCCGAGCAGCAUAGAGCUUUCAUUGGCGGAGACGACUUCAAGUCGGGUCAGACCAAGAUGAAAUCUGCCCUCGUCGACUUUCUCAUCAAUGCUGGAAUCAAGUUGACGUCCAUUGCCAGCUAUAACCACCUCGGCAACAACGACGGCAAGAAUUUGAGUUCGCAGAAGCAAUUCCGCUCCAAAGAGAUCUCCAAGUCCAAUGUGGUCGAUGACAUGGUUGCCUCGAAUGAUGUCCUGUACAAGAAGGGUGAACAUCCUGACCAUACCGUGGUCAUCAAGUACAUGCCAGCUGUUGGGGACAACAAACGUGCUCUUGACGAGUACUAUGCCGAGAUCUUCAUGGGAGGUCACCAGACCAUCUCCAUGUUCAAUGUCUGCGAGGACUCGUUGCUCGCGUCUCCCUUGAUCAUUGAUCUUGUCGUUGUUGCUGAACUCAUGACGAGAAUCUCUUGGCGAGCUCACGUUGAUGGUGCUGCUGACAAGGAUUACAAAGGGUUCCAUAGCGUUCUUAGCAUCCUAAGUUAUAUGUUGAAGGCACCCCUGACGCCGCCUGGGACACCCGUUGUGAAUUCUUUGGCCAAGCAGCGCGCAGCGUUGACCAACAUAUUGCGCGCCUGUGUUGGUCUUUCUCCCGAAUCAGACAUGACACUUGAGCACAAGCUAUUUUGA